Molecule: messenger RNA, 1533 nt
Organism: Pieris macdunnoughi
Lineage: Eukaryota; Metazoa; Arthropoda; Insecta; Lepidoptera; Pieridae
Source: the annotation of a GenBank genome assembly
AUGGAUAUAAACCAUGUAUUGGACAAGGAAGCAAUCAACCGUUUCGAACAGUACACAUUGGCAAAACCCUCAUUGAACGGGAGCGUCCCUUUGGACAAGUGCCAAGAUGUGGACUCAGUGGCAUCUAAUAGCAGAAAGAAAACACAAACUUCCCGGCAGAAAGUAGUUUGUUGCUUUUGUUUUAAAACAACCAAGUAUAGACGAAAACAAUUUAUUGUCGGAUCCCUAACGAAUAGUGUUGUAUUUUCUGUAUUAUUGGCGUACACAUUUCUGGGUUCGUUCAUAUUUUUAGCGAUAGAGGGCGGGGUUGAAAUACCAUCGCGUCCAAGGCUUUUACCAGACAAACAAAAGAUCACACAUAGAGUACACAGCAACGAUAGUAAGAAAGAAGUUGAUGAAUACAAGGAUUAUGGAAAUCUAAGCAUGUCGGCUAACUUUUGGGAUGCGAGAAGCAGGGCGGUGGAAAAUAUUUGGGAAAUAACUGUAUCUUUAAAUAUUCUGUAUAGAGAAAAUUGGACGCGUUUGGCCGCAGCGGAGAUUUUAAAAUUUCAAAACGAGUUGAUGCAAAGGGUCACAGCUGAAAUGGCGUCGCAGUAUGGAGUGAGCUAUAAAGAAAUGGCUUUGGGCGAAUUUGGCGAGAGUGAAUUCAACAAUCAUUAUGAAGAGCAUGACUGGAACUUGGCACUGGCUUUUUUCUACUCAUUGACUGUUUUAACAACUAUUGGAUACGGUAAUAUUGCGCCGAGAACUAUGCUGGGGAAAGGAAUCACUAUUUUAUACGCGCUAAUUGGAAUUCCUCUGACACUUGUAUACCUUUCAAGUGUCGGCUCUUUACUCUCUAAAAUGGCUCGAAGUGUUUUCAGUCGAGCAUUAUGCUGUUGUCUUUGCUCAAACUGUGGCUAUUGUUGCUACGAUGAACGACGAAUGGCAGAGAAAGAACGACGAAUGAAACUCAAACGACAACAAGAGGAAAUGAUUAACAGUCAGAACUCAAGUAAAACCCCAACAGAAGAAUGCUACGUUUUGAAAACUGAUAGUCAAAAAGACUCAUCACUCUCUGAUAGACCAACUACUAGUACAGCUAAAGAUGAUGUUAUUAGUUGGCCUGAUACAGAUUCUAAAUUAUCUAUGCACGGUUUAAGUAUAUUAGCCCCUGUUUUAUUGUGUUUAACGGCAAUUUUCGUUUACAUCUCCUUAGGAGCGAUUGUUCUAUAUAAAUUGGAUGAUAUGAGUUUAAUAGAUGGCUUUUAUUUCUGUUUUAUGGCACUAAGCACAAUAGGAUUCGGUAAUAUAAUACCAGGAACUAGCUACACCACCAUUAAUGGUGUCAGAUAUUACACAAUUAAUUCAACUGUAUUGUGGUUUUGCUCUGUGUACACACUUACUGGACUCGCGUUGACAGCUAUGUGUUUCGGAGUUAUUCACGACGAGAUUAUUUAUAGGAUAAAACAUCAACAAAAAGAGUGGUCGCAAAAAGGUAACACAGUCAACGACGAGGUUAACGUUACGGAUCCAUUUUAUAUGAGCUCCUGA